AUGGUUCGGAGUUUGGUCGGAAGUUUUGAGGCGAAAGUUCGUGUUGAAGCAAUGCCGAAAGGAGAAAUGUUAUCAUCUUCAUCGGAGAUAAAAGAAGGAGAAGAAACGAAUAAGCGUCAAAGAAAGGAAGGUGCUUAUGAGAAAGGAUCACCGCCGUCACCGGUGACGUUUCGUUUAGAGGAAUUGACCGAUUGGAACAGACGACAUACCCUCGGCGCUGUUCCGAUGCCGUCUUCAUACGUCAAAAAUGCUGUAUCUUCAAUACAAAGUGAAAUCCGAGCGCUGACUAUUUCGCAAUAG
Molecule: messenger RNA, 300 nt
Organism: Anisakis simplex (herring worm)
Lineage: Eukaryota; Metazoa; Nematoda; Chromadorea; Rhabditida; Anisakidae
Source: the annotation of a GenBank genome assembly